AUGUUUGUAAAAUCCGCAAUUAGUUCUAGCACUUUAACCGGCAUUGCAAUCUGUCGUAUAGAAGACAUGGAUUUAUUGAACAAAUCACGAGGCAUCUCGGUAAUGCCAAUUACACCACUAUUUGGUCUAUUCGCUAUAUUAUUCAUGACUGAAGCAUCAAUUACUCAUAACGAUAACAAUUACCUUGUUUUAUCAACUUUGUUUGUGUCUACGAUUCAACAGAUGCUAGCUUUUCUAAAAUAUUGGAAGCAACAAAAAAAAUCAGAACUAACGGAGAAUG
Molecule: messenger RNA, 280 nt
Organism: Entrophospora candida
Lineage: Eukaryota; Fungi; Glomeromycota; Glomeromycetes; Entrophosporales; Entrophosporaceae
Source: the annotation of a GenBank genome assembly